CAGCACGCGCUGGACAGGAGCGCGCGCGCAGACUUCAGCCCUUCCUGACAGAGCGCGAGCGCGUCUGCGGUCCGAGCCGGCGAUUUCUCUUUCAAGUCGUAAAAAGCGGAAUAGCGGAAUUAAGGGGAUCCGGAAAUCAAGUUCGUUCAGGGAGAUGGUGUGGAUGAACAGAUGAUUUGAAAAUCUGAAGCUCUGUUUCCAGGGUGAUGAGCGAUAUUCUGUGAAAAUCAAGAUUAGUAUGGGCUGUGCUUGCUGUAAGCAGAAGAAGGCCUCCAAAGCGUCCGCUGUGUCCUAUAGUGACACAUGUGAUGCAGUGGGCGGGACUCAGGCGACGGACAGUUCGCGUUACAUUGCUGACCCCACCCAGAACUCAGGGGCCGGCCUCAUCCCAAACUUCAAUGAUUUCCCCAACACAAUCUCCACCUCUAGUGCUUUUCCAACAUCCAGCUUCCCCUCCAACCCGAGCCAGCCACGGUCAGCUGCCAUCACAGGAGGAGGGGUGACAAUGUUUAUAUCUCUAUAUGAUUAUGAGGCUCGAACAGAAGAUGACCUGAGCUUUCAGAAGGGAGAAAAGUUCCACAUUAUCAAUAACACCGAAGGUGAUUGGUGGGAAGCACGAUCUCUGGACACAGGGAAGUCUGGAUACAUUCCCAGUAACUAUGUGGCCCCUGUGGAUUCCAUACAGGCUGAAGAGUGGUAUUUCGGUAAGAUGGGCCGUAAGGAUGCAGAAAGGCAGCUCCUGGGCCAGAACAACCCCAGAGGGACCUUCUUGAUAAGAGAGAGUGAGACCACUAAAGGAGCAUACUCACUGUCUAUCAAAGACUGGGAUGAGGCAAAGGGUGACCAUGUAAAGCAUUAUAAAAUCAGGAAGCUCGAUAACGGCGGGUAUUACAUCACAACCCGGAGCCAGUUCGAAACUGUUCAGCAACUGGUGCAACAUUAUUCAGAUCGUGCAGCAGGGCUUUGCUGCCGUCUGAUGGGCAGCUGUAGGCGAGGUAUGCCUAAACUAGCUGACCUGUCUGUGAAGACUAAGGAUGUUUGGGAGAUACCAAGGGAGUCACUUCAGCUAAUUAAGAAACUGGGCAACGGGCAAUUUGGUGAAGUGUGGAUGGGGAUGUGGAACGGCACUACUAAAGUGGCUGUGAAGACUCUGAAGCCAGGCACCAUGUCUCCAGAGGCUUUCCUAGAUGAGGCCCAGAUCAUGAAGAGACUCCGUCAUGAUAAACUUGUUCAGCUGUAUGCUGUGGUGUCAGAAGAACCAAUCUACAUCAUCACAGAGUUCAUGAGUCAAGGAAGCCUGUUAGACUUCCUCAAAGAUGGAGAUGGCAGAAAUCUGAAGCUGCCUCAACUUGUUGACAUGGCUGCACAGAUUGCAGCUGGGAUGGCGUACAUCGAGAGAAUGAACUACAUCCACAGAGACCUGAGAGCAGCCAACAUCCUGGUGGGAGAUAGCUUGGUCUGUAAGAUUGCCGACUUUGGGCUGGCCAGACUCAUCGAAGACAAUGAAUACACCGCCAGACAAGGAGCCAAAUUCCCGAUAAAGUGGACCGCCCCAGAGGCGGCUCUCUAUGGCAAAUUUACCAUCAAAUCAGACGUGUGGUCUUUUGGCAUCCUACUGACUGAACUCAUUACAAAAGGCAGAGUGCCAUACCCAGGCAUGAAUAACAGGGAGGUCCUGGAACAAGUGGAACGUGGCUAUCGUAUGCCAUGUCCACAGGGCUGUCCAGCGUCUCUGCACGAGUUAAUGCUGCAGUGUUGGAGGAAGGAUGCAGACGAGCGCCACACCUUCGAGUACCUGCAGGGCUUCCUGGAGGACUACUUUACCGCUACUGAACCACAAUACCAGCCAGGAGAGGACCUGUGAUGCAAGCACGUGUAAAGUUAUAUGGCUCCUCAUCCAGUGAAUUUAAUGGGUUUUAAAAGGGAUUUCCAGAUGAGACCCUCAUACAAAGUCGCUGAAUGAAUGUAUGUGGGAUGAUGUGCAAAUCUUCAAGUCAUUUUAAAGUAAAUAGACAAUUUCUUUUAAAGUAUUAUAUUAAAAGCAAUGAUACAUUUAAAAGUAUAUGAAUACUGUGUAAGCUGAAUUUGCGCAGUGUUACUGUAAUAAGGUUUUCUUUAAGCAAAAACGUCAGACCAGACCGGACUUUGCACAGUCACAAAUGUGUUUUGGCCACAGUAGGCCUAUUGGCCAGAAGAAACAAAUUAUAUGUCUUUAUCAUUUCUUUACAAUGUGAUUUCUUUUUUAAAUAAGAUAUUUUAUUGCUUAAUCUUUAACCUUCUUAUCUGAAGCUAUAUGAUUUUCAUAGCUUUAACAUCAGGCAUAGUGUAGACCCCUGAAACUACUUCUAAAUCUAUGCAUCUGGUCUCGGCUCAGCAUUGACAUGUUUAUUAAGGUAUAGUGAUUAUUCAGUAGGUCAGGCACAACAGACCUAUCUAUCUUUUGUAUCUAUCUUUCAUAGUAUUUUAUGUCACAAUAUAUAACUGAUUAUAAACCUUAAUAAGUGCCUAUCAAACUGGUGCCUUCAAGUACUGUCAGCGUUUUGGGUUUUGGAUUUCUCUUCUCCCCAAUUACUGACAGAUUAUUAGAGCAUGUUGUGUAUUUUAUAUGCUGUUUCUUUACAACAACCUGCUCGACAUGUUUGUGUAUGAAGACUGCAUUUAUCUCACACACACUUACACAGAGGAAGAGAAAGAGAGAGAGACAGAGAGAGAGACACACAGAGAGAAGCAAUGUUUAAUUUCUCAAGAAUUAUGGGUAUGUUUUUACAAAGGUCAUAGGUCAAGUGAGAUGUGUUAGAUGGUUUAGGUGGAAAAAAAUAUCUUCACAACUGGACAUUUCUCUACAGAAUAUUUGCUUUCUAAUUAUUGGAUGGUCCACAUCUUACAUAUAUUUGAACAUGUUAUAUUAAGCUCUGACAGGAUUAUACACCAAUCAGCCAUCACAUUGUGACCGCCGCAAGGGGAACUGAACAGCAUUGUAUCACCAACUAUACCCAGCAGGCAAAAAGCUCUAGGCUGCCAACCCGGGCUCCAAACUCUUUAGAUCCUAAUUGAUCCGAUUGAGCACCGAUUGGAAACAAGUCAGAUCCAUGGACGCCCAACAGCACAGCACCCAAUAAAAAAAAAACCCACCACUGCGCACAACAGUAGCCCUGCUGAACCACACCCCUAGGGGUCAGACCCGCCCUUGUGGCACAAGGGGGAACCCAAAACCCAGGUGGUUUAUUGUUAAUGGUUUUAAUAUUAUGGCUGAUUAAUGUAUGACCUCCUGUUUCAUGGGUAACACAUAGGUAAUAUAUGCCAAAUACACCAGAUUCUAGCAGUUUUUGGUGAAAUCAUGUACAUAGCAUUACGUAGUUACAUCUCUAAACCAAUACUAAGAAGUUGGAAAAGAUGGGGAUGUGAUGAACCUGUGCACAAUAAGAAUUGAUGCUUAAGUUCUAAAUAAAUAAAUAAAUAGAAAUGUAUUAAAGUGA
Clarias gariepinus (North African catfish) is the source of this 3476-nucleotide messenger RNA. RefSeq names its product Yes-related kinase (gene yrk). Gene Ontology annotation, cellular component: extrinsic component of cytoplasmic side of plasma membrane. Bases 239 to 1864 code for a protein of 541 amino acids. Gene Ontology annotation, molecular function: signaling receptor binding; ATP binding; non-membrane spanning protein tyrosine kinase activity. The transcript has 13 exons. Gene Ontology annotation, biological process: innate immune response; integrin-mediated signaling pathway; protein phosphorylation. Lineage: Eukaryota; Metazoa; Chordata; Actinopteri; Siluriformes; Clariidae. The record is from RefSeq and is a predicted model, not a curated record.